Molecule: messenger RNA, 1262 nt
Organism: Effrenium voratum
Lineage: Eukaryota; Dinophyceae; Suessiales; Symbiodiniaceae
Source: the annotation of a GenBank genome assembly
AUGGGCUUAGUCUGGUUGGAGCGGCCCCGGCGGGUGCCGGAGGGGGGCUUUAGCUUUGACUUGAAGGUGCGAGUCCACUCUGGCUUCGAGGAGGAAGACCCGGAGGACCCUCUAGUGCGGCUCUUGCGGCAACCUGCGCUCUGCGAAAUCGCCAGCCCGAGUGACGCGGUGCCAGAGGUAGCCUACGUGUCGUCCCCAGUUGGGGCGUGGCGGAAGGCGCCCGGGGAGGUCUCCGACGGCCGGCUCACGCCUGCCCGGGCGCUUGGCCGAGCCCUGCGUGACCCGAAGCGGUGGGAACGCGCGCGCGAGCGAGCCUUGGAUGCGGACGGCCAGCCGAAAAACGCUGCCGGAACCUUUGCUCUCAAGCCCCGCAAAAGCCAUUUGCGAGCGUGCAAGCGCACACCGGGGUUAGAUCCUAUGGCGCUGGAGGACGCGGCGGAGUUGGAGGCGCUGCUGCAGCAGGCGAAGCGCCCCGCGGUGCAGCAGGAGCUGCAGAAGCUGCUGAAGCAGUUCCAGGCCGCGGCCGAGAAGCCGCCGGCGCCGGAACCGGCGGAGCCGAAGGCGGCGGAGCCGAAGGCGGCGGAGCCGAAGGCGGAGUUGCGGCCCACCGGACCCUGGGAGGAGAUCACCACCUUUGCGCUGGACCUCGGCGGCAUGAACUCAGACAUCGUGGUGGACGUAAGGCUGAAGGGCGUGGAGGCCUUGCCCCAGGAGAACGUGACCUGCGACUUUAAGCCUGACUCCUUUGACCUGAAGGUCCUGAAUUUGGAGGGCCACAACUACCGCUUUUUGCGCACGAACCUGGAGAAGGACAUCGUGCCUGGUGAGUCCAGCAUUAGGGUGAAGAAGAACCACGUGCUGGUGACGCUGCGGAAGGUGAAGGAGAAGUAUGGCUAUGAGAGUUGGAUGGACCUUUGCGCAAAGGGCAAGCGGCGCAGCGCGGCGAAGGAUACCACAGAUCCCCAGGAUGGACUGAUGUCCAUGAUGAAGGACUUGUAUGAGGAUGGAGAUGACAACAUGAAGAAGAUCAUUGGAGAAGCCAUGUACAAGGCCCGGUCCGGCCAGUCAGAUCCCAAAGACAUGACGAACCUCGACAAUAUGGAACUGUGAGUCUGUGAGACGCCGGAGCCGGCCGGAGUCGGUGAUGUCAGCUGGGCAAAGACUCGGCGCCCUUCUUUGUACAGGGGGCCUUCAGUUCCAUGUGUCAAAAUGGGCCUUUGUUUCGGUUCCUUUGAAUUGGAUUUCUGACUUGGAUGUUCGCC